UGGGGAGGAAGUGCCGAGAGGGGCACACAACAGUGGCGGCGGUUCAGGCGAGGUCUCCCUCCGCCCUUUUUCUCUGUCGUUUUGCAACUCUUUCAGACACAUCCCAAAGGCUUGUCCAUGUUGUCAAUUUGGGCGUCGUGGAAUUUGUUGAAAAAAGCUUCCCGUGAAAGUGGGCGUGUGGAACAAAAUAGGAGAGGGAAAGGACCGAAGCCGGAGAGUCAGAAGAGAACGAUGAAGAAGAAGAAGCAACAGUGCUUGAAGCAAUAAUUUUCUUUACCGGCCUGCGGACUCACACCGCGAUUAGGUCGGAGGAACCCUCGUGUUGUUUCAGAAGCGGCAAAUAUUGCUACAGGCCAUUUCUGUUUCAUCUGGAAAAGCUUGCACGGUUAGAACCAUCGUUGUAUCAUCCGAUUUGUUCGUGCUACUCCUAUCACGCCUUGAAAACGCCUAUCCAAACUGAGGUUCACCAUGACACAAUCAAGGCCAAAGUUCGAGGUGAUUGCAUCCCUCUUCGCACUGUCCCUGUUUUUGGGUGUUCAAUGUAGUCCGGUUCCCAAUGAGGCCGAUUACGAAGAGGAAGAGAUGGUCUCGACUGAUAAUCCGGAUUUCAUCAGCACGUCUUCCAUCCAGACGGUAGCCGUAGGACGAAGGCUCAAGUUGGUUUGCCAAGUCAACGACUUGGGAGAACUUCCCCUCAUCUGGAUGAAGGGUGGCAAUGAGAUGCUCACCGUAGGAUCAAAAAUGAUCACCAAAGACACGCGAUUCCAGUUUCGGAAGCUGGACGGCAACACCGGCAUGACUUUGACUUUGGAGCCCGUGGAAAAGGCUGACGCCACCAAUUAUACUUGCACAAUCGCGAUUAAUCCCCCCAAAGCGAUUCAAUUCGACGUUCAAGUGGUCGACCCCAGUGAGUUGACCAAUGAGAUUACCGAGGCCGAACCCGAAACCGACCCAUCGGAGAGCAAAUUUGAGGAUCACAGUGAGACAGUCACGGAUAAAGGUGGAGCCGCUAUUGUGACGAGCUGUGCCCUCACACUGGCCAUUGGACUUAUCAUGGCACUAAUGGGAAGAUAUUAGGCACCAAACAUGACAUUCUUCUCCCAUUUCUUCUCAAAUCCGUGUCUGAGGAAGUGCUGCUUAAAUUUGUGAUAUUGCGUCUAACGUGAGAACACUUACCAAUUAAGCUAACAAUAUGCUGCCCAAGAUUGUCAUGUGCAGAUCACCAAGACAAAGUGAGCUCAUCUGUAAGAAAACAAAGCUUCAAUGGGAACAAAAGUGGUUAAAACACACCCAUUUUCUAGUAACGGACCUUCUCAAAAAGGUGUCAAAUUCACUUGGACCUUUAAGCACACACAUGGGGGAACUGAGCUCACAUAAAAGUUACUUAAUGAAUCGCAUCUGGAGGCAAGGACACAGAUGAAAGUAUACAAUUUUCAGGUUUGAAUCGAAUAAAAACCUUUAAAAAUA
Molecule: messenger RNA, 1467 nt
Organism: Tigriopus californicus
Lineage: Eukaryota; Metazoa; Arthropoda; Copepoda; Harpacticoida; Harpacticidae
Product: lachesin-like
Exons: 2
Coding region: 469-1077 (202 amino acids)
Biological process (GO): synapse organization
Cellular component (GO): neuron projection membrane
Source: RefSeq, a predicted model, not a curated record